This is a messenger RNA of Ilyonectria robusta, 2232 nucleotides long. RefSeq lists its product as uncharacterized. The transcript has 5 exons. Gene Ontology annotation, molecular function: ferric-chelate reductase activity. The coding region runs from base 1 to 2232 and encodes 743 amino acids. Gene Ontology annotation, biological process: iron ion transport; copper ion import; intracellular iron ion homeostasis. NCBI's taxonomy places the organism in Eukaryota, Fungi, Ascomycota, Sordariomycetes, Hypocreales, Nectriaceae. The record is from RefSeq and is a predicted model, not a curated record. Gene Ontology annotation, cellular component: plasma membrane.
AUGGAUAUGGAUAGCAUGCACCACGAUCCCGGCCUGGGGAUGGAAACCAACUAUGCCUUUGCGCGGGGAUACUGGUAUACCAUCGCCGGAGUCUUGGGUUCCCUGGCCGUCGUCCGCGGCAUCAACCACUACGAUGGGCUCCAGAGGUUAAAAGCCUGCCGUGAUCCCUCGAUCGAGCACCCUACCCGACCCCAAGGGCCUCUCAGCCAGGCCUGGGCCACUGCGACAGCCAUCGUCCGCGAGACGAGCCACCCGCAGUAUUACAUUUCUCUCAAGGGCCUCCGAUGGGCCACGCCUUUUCCUCUCGGGCGCAUCAUCGUCCUCGCCUGCUACUGGGCCGUCAUCGUCUACCUCAUGAGCUGGAGAGUGUCGGUGAACGAUAUUUACUACUUCGAGCGCAUCGGGUACCGCAACGCCUGGGUUUCGCUAUGCCAGCUCCCGCUGCUCUACCUUCUCGCCAUGAAGGUCAACGUCGUCGGCUUCCUCAUCGGCACCGGCCACGAGAGGCUCAACUGGCUCCACCGCUGGGUUGCGCGCACCAUGUUCGUGACCGCGACGGUCCACGGCUUCCACUUCUGGACGCUGUGGGUGCGUGCCGACUUUGUCGCCUUUGAGCUCCAGAUCAUGCCCCUCGUCAAGUACGGCAUCGGGGCCUGGGGGAUUUUGCUGUGGAACGUCGCAACUGGCCUGGUGCCGAUUCGGCGGCUUGCCUACGAAGUCUGGGUGGUGCAGCACGUCCUUUCGAGCAUCAUCAUGUUGUGGCUACUCCACAAGCACAUUCCUUCCAACGCGCGCUACCUGCUCUGGAUGAGCAUCUCGUUCCUCGUCUUCGACCGAGCUGCAAGGUGGGCGCUUUUGCUGUGGCAAAACACGCGGCUGCGACCAACCGGAUCGGCUUGUCAGGGCAUGAAACGCCUAGGACAUCGUGUCACUGCUCGAGCUGUCUGCCCUUCGACAACCGUGGUGACCAUUAAGGAUGUACACUUUGAGUGGAAGGCCGGUCAGCACAUCUAUCUCUGGGUUCCUAGACUCGGACCCAUUGAGGCGCACCCGUACACAAUAGCUUGCGCGCACAAAUUAGAAGGCACAUGCUGUUGUAAUAGCAUCCAGCUGGUUGUUCGCGCUCAAGCCGGUUUCUCCAAGAGGAUCCACGAGUAUGCGACUAAGAACCCUACGUCGGAGCUGACCGGGUUCGUGUCCGGCCCUUACGGCGUUCCGCCCCGGUGGGACAUCUACGAGACCAUGGUUUUGAUCGGAGCAUCGACGGGAGCGAGCUUCACGGUCCCGAUUCUGGAAGGAAUUGCAAAUGCCGAGAGCGAAAACUGUACGCGGAGAGUCGAAGUUGUUUUAAUAGCACGGACGACGGAGGAGAUCCAGUACUACGUCGAGCGAACGAUGGAGGCAAGUCGUAUCGCGAGAGACAAGGGUGUGACGGUCAGGGUCCAUGUCGCAAUAACCGGGGCCAACAAGGACAACACGCUCGAGACUGACUCCGGAAGCGUCGAGAAAACGGGAGCAUGCUGUUGCAGCAGGCCACUGGAGAAGGGCAGCAGCCCACCGGAGAAGGCCACGGAGAAAGCCACGGACGGGGAUUCGGCCAGGGGCUGCUCUGGCGAUCCCCCCUGCAGCAAUAGCACUGCGACGUCGACGGGCGCGGCCGGGCUGGUUCGCGAGUACACCAGCCGCCCGGACAUCGACGCUCUAGUCCGCGAGCCGGUCGAGCAGGCGUGGGGCGAGACGGCCGUGGUGGUUUGCGGCGGGCGCGAGGUGGUCGCGCGGACGAGGAAUUGCGUGAGACUGCCAUCUCGCGCGGCGAUGCCUUCUCCUCCGACCUUCCUGCCCGCGCACUAUGGCCUGAUGCAAGCCGGCGUCAGGUCCGUCUCCUGGGCCACGGGCUUGGUUGCGAUAAUGAUGCUGGGCUACGUGGGCAGAACCUGGCCGGACAAGGGCCAGGUGAUUGUCGCUGGCCUCAUGGGGUCCGCAAUUGCGAUGCUCAACGAUAGCUGGGAGGUUGUCGCCCUGACCGAUACCUGGCAAACCCUCCCGCGACUCUCGACGUCUCGACGAGUGCUGCACGACUUAUUUUCACUCGCGCUGUCCGUUGGCGGCAUCAUCAUGAUGUGGGUGUCGAACAUCCAAAUUGGGGACACGGGCGAUACCAAGACCGCCAGCGAACGACGACAGGAGAAGUACCUCAUGGCAGCCAUGUGGGGACUUCUAGCACAAGUGUGA